This is a messenger RNA of Verruconis gallopava, 2351 nucleotides long. RefSeq lists its product as uncharacterized. The record is from RefSeq and is a predicted model, not a curated record. Gene Ontology annotation, cellular component: membrane. Gene Ontology annotation, molecular function: calcium ion binding; calcium channel activity. The transcript is spliced from 4 exons. Bases 48 to 2231 code for a protein of 727 amino acids. Lineage: Eukaryota; Fungi; Ascomycota; Dothideomycetes; Venturiales; Sympoventuriaceae. Gene Ontology annotation, biological process: intracellular calcium ion homeostasis; calcium ion transmembrane transport.
CGUGAGAUCCUUUUCGUUUUUCUCUUUCUGACAUUAUUUCGUUCAGCAUGGGUCACGAUAUCCUGGUCGAUAUGCCUCCCGAGAACGAGAAGAGUGCUCGAGUCCAGAUCUCACCUGUGAGCCCAGGAGCGGAAGACACCAAGAUGCAUAUCGGACGGAGAAGAACAGACCCUCUUAAGUCUACAUCAAGAGAAGUUGGAUAUGACGGGGAGCAAAACACUCUCAAUACACUUGGGAAAAUGUAUACGCGGAUUCGAGACUUUAACGUCAUCACGCGCAACAUCAUCUACAUUGUACCAGUUGCGAUCUUGCUCGCUAUCCCGCUUGUUAUUUUUGCAACAGCUGCAAAAGAAGCACGGGCCGGAGGUGUUAGAUUGCUUGGACUCUUCAUCUGGAUUCAAGUAAUGUGGUGGUCCUUCUGGCUCACCAAGGCGAUCGCUCAGACAAUGCCAUUCAUAUUCCAGUUCCUGGUUGGCUUCGUUAGCUCGGGGACACGAAAAUAUCGACUAUUGAUCAAGGCAAUGGAAAUUCCAAUUGCUUUUAUGCUUUGGACCAUAGUUAGCUACUUUACCGUACCUCUGAUCACUGUCUUUGACCAGGAGAAACACAACAGGGUACAAUGGGUCAGGACAUUCCAGCGGUUCCUGCUGGCUUCCGUGGCUGUCGCUGCGCUUUUCGUAGCACAGAAGCUGAUUGUCCAGCUCAUCACCGUCAACUAUCACCGGAGGCAGUUCAAUGCACGAGUUAACGACUCUAAGCUAAAGGUUAGAAUGCUCGAUGGCCUGCUUGAGGCGUCUCUUAAGAUGUUUCCGCUCAACACACAUCCAUUUGAAAGGGAAGAUUUUGAAAUCAUGACUGGUAUUGAUGCCGCCCAACAAGAAAUAUCAAGCACCAAAGUUGUUGGAGGACUAGCUAUGUACACGGAGCUGCUCCAAUCGACUGUUGGCAACAUAACAAGUGAGAUUACGGGAGCACGUUCAAAACAAAGCAGUGUUAUCCACAAUCUGGUCGUUGAGGCACUUGAAUCGAAGAGAUCAUCUAGAGCACUUGGUGCACGCCUAUGGCAAUCUUUUGUCAUGGAGGGCAAAGAUGCUUUAUUCAGAUCGGAUGUUGAGGAGAUUCUUGGAGAAGCUCGAAAAGAGGAAGCUAACGAAAUCUUCAACCUCCUCGACCAGGACAACAACGGGGAUGUGAGCUUAGAUGAAAUGGUCAUGGCUACUUUAGAGAUAAGUCGCGAACGAAAGGCCAUCGCAGCGAGCAUGCAUGAUGUUGGUCAAGCAGUCAGGGUCCUGGAUCGGUUUUUGUUCCUGGUUGCACUUAUUUUGCUUGGAAUCGUUUACGCUGCUUUCUUUUCCGAAUCUUUUGCCAAGUACAUGUUUACAAUUGGGACUCAGCUUGCGGCAAUCUCUUUCGCGAUAGCCACUACGGUACAGGAAUUUCUCGGCUCCUGUAUCUUCGUUUUUGUGAAACAUCCUUACGAUGUUGGUGACAUGGUUGUGAUCAAUGAUGUACGAAUGAUCGUCGAACAUAUUUCUCUACUCUAUAGCACUUUCAAGCGCGUCGAUAACAGUCGCAUGAUCCAGAUCCCGAACAUUAUCAACAACAACAAUUGGAUAGACAACGUAACUCGCAGCAAGCAGAUGAAGGAGCAGAUCGAUAUUAGCGUCAACGCUGAAACUAGCUUUGCGGACAUUGAAGUUUUCAAAAUGGAGCUUGCUACUUUCUUAGCGCUUGAUGAGAACAAGAGAGAUUUUCACAACGAUGUUGAAUUACAAAUCACCCAAUGCAAGGAUUUGAAGCAGAUCGACAUGACCAUCGGAGUCUCUCAUAAGUCUAACUGGGCCAACGAAGAACUCCGCCUUACGCGCCGCAACAAGCUCAUGACCGCCAUCCUAUCUUGCCUUCGCUGCGUGCCAAUCUAUCCUGUGGGCUCUGACAAACCAUUGGCUAUCCAUAGACCGACCAAAGAAAUUGUCGAAGCUGCCCGCGAGGCUGUGAUCGCUGAUCAAGAAGCUCUCAAGGUUCUGAAGGAAACCUUGAUUGAAUCUGAUCAAGACGAGAGCACCGAAAUAGGUGUGAGUAGUUCUGUUAAUACGCUCGGUUUAAACGUGCAAGUUGCAGAGAGCAGAAGGCAUAGCAGAGCAAGCAUGGAAUCCAGGAGAAGCGCGUCAAACACAAGACACAAUAUAGGUGUCAGGCGCGCAGGUCAAGCACCUGAUGGACUGGAGUGAAAUAACCAUCAAAAAUUUCGACCUCACUCAUAAUGCUACCGUUGGCUACGACGACGCUCCGCAGGACUAUGCAUUGGCAUGUAAAUAUCUUGAUAACGAACAAAAAAACUAAGCAUUUAC